This is a messenger RNA of Talaromyces proteolyticus, 1718 nucleotides long. Its product is annotated as nitrosoguanidine resistance protein SNG1. NCBI's taxonomy places the organism in Eukaryota, Fungi, Ascomycota, Eurotiomycetes, Eurotiales, Trichocomaceae. Bases 263 to 1561 code for a protein of 432 amino acids. The transcript has a single exon. Gene Ontology annotation, cellular component: membrane. The record is from RefSeq and is a predicted model, not a curated record.
AGCAUCCGCAGUUCCACCCCGACAUGUCAACAACAAGGCGUGCGAUAACUAGUUAGUUAUUGAUUCAACACAUUAGUAAGUAUAUAGUAGAUCUUAUUCUCGUGGGGUUUCAUAUAUAUCUUCUGCUUUACGAUGAUAUAGAAUGUGAGGUUGUAUCAGAGGUCAACCUUGCUCAGGAAUGUACUGCACCAGCUUGCUCUAGCACCUCACAUCAAAUUCUUGAGAGCAUACCAAUUCUUGGCUUUGACAAGUAUCGUCUCCUAUGCCUUUCUAUCCAAAAGCAUUCCACCCAGAACGCAUAAGCAUUCUACAUGCUUCGAUCCGGCACUCUAGCCUCGCCGUUCUUCGAGCUGCAGGGAUUAAUCUCAUCUUGCUUCAAUGCCUGUUCCUAGCACUCUUCUCUUACGUCUUCGGAUCGCUCUCUCAGCAAAACACACAUGUUCACAACAUCAAUAUCGUCUUCGUCGACUACGAUGAUGACGGACUGAUCGGAUCUGCGGUGCGAGAGGCCUACCAGCAGCUGGAAGGCCCUGCGUUCCCUUCCUUGGUUGAGCAGUCUCCCUCACAAUACCCAGAACCAAGCACGCUUUUCUCUACUGUCUGCAACAUCGACUACUGGGGAGCACUUUAUAUAGCACCGAAUGCUUCGACCCGAUUAGCUGCCGCACUCACAGGUAGCGGAGUCUACAAUCCCGACGAAGUCUUCACACUCAUCUGGAACGAAGCACGCUAUCCUAGCACUAUAGAUAGUGCCCUCGUAAACAACCUGGGUGUAUUAUUAGACAUGGCACGCAUAUCCUAUUCCAAGCUCAAUGGAACUCAACCCAUCCUGAGUAUGCUAAAUGGCACCGAUCCGGUCGCCGUCGCAACUUUCGCCAACCCUUGGGUAUUACAAUCAAACAAUAUUCUGCCAACCACCCAGGGCGAGAGACUAGUCUUCAACACGAUAAUGAUUAUUCUGAUUCUGUUGCAAGAAUUCUUCUACGUGGGUAUUGUCAACGCAAUCCUUGCAAAAUCACAAUUCUAUUCUCGUCUGGCAUCCCACCAUAUCGUUUUCUUUCGCCUUUUUAUCUCUUUAAUCUACACCUUUAUCGGUUCGUUAUGUACCGCUGGAGCAAUAUGGGCUUUCCGAUACGGAUGGCACGUCAACGCGAAUCAGUUUGUGCUUACAUGGGUCGUCAUCUGGCUUUUUGCACACCUCAAUUUUCUGGCCUUUGAUGUCUUCACUAUAUGGAUUCCCGUGCAGUACGUUCCCAUGGCACUAGUGACAUGGAUCGUGCUAAAUGUGACGUCGAUUCUCCUCCCAUUUGAACUAUCACCAGCAUUCUAUAAAUGGGCUUACGCCAUCCCGGCUCAUAGUGUAUUUCAGGUGUUGAUUGAUGUCUGGUCUUCCGGUUGCAAUCCUCAAUUGAGCUAUGCAUUGCCUGUUCUUUUUGCUUAUGAGAUUGUGGGCUUGGCCUUGACUUCUAUUGGUGUCUAUCGACGUGCUCACUACGCGGGAUUGGCGCAGGAAAAGGUAGAGAAGGUGAUUCAGUCGACAGGAGGAGAGCACCCGGGAUGACAAAAGAAAUAGGAAUAUCGAAAAAGUCAUUAACUGAUGUAAUGCAUUUAUAUUCGCGAAAGUAAUUGAAAACUUUCGUGUAGUUUCAAGCCCUUUGUUUUAUUCGUUAUACCACUGUACUACCAGCUAGCGAUAUCUGCAUAGACAUUUUGAUGGA